GGUCUGGGCUUUAUUUAGACAGUUUUGAUUCUGAGUUACACAACAAUGAAAAAUAUAAACGGGUUGCUGUGUUGUUUUGUAAUAUAUUGCGUAUCAGCAUCUGCGGCGUUGAUUCAGAGACCGGCUGGUUGUCCUGAUUCACUCUUCCCGCUGAAUCUAGCUACUUUUGACCAACUAUGUCUUCAGUUUAAUUUCGAGAAGAUAGACUGGGAAGUAGCACGAAAUCGAUGUCUCAGUGAUGGCGGAGACCUGAUUCAAAUAAGAACCGGAAGUCUCCAAAGUUUUCUGCAACAGGUUCUGACAAAACAAAAUAUGGAGAAGACGGGGUUUUGGAUCGGAGCUUCAGACAGGGACUUGGAAUCACAGUGGGAGUGGGUGACCGGUGACAAAAACAUGACUUACUCCAAAUGGCAGGACGGACAGGGCACAAAGGCGGGAAAACACUCACCCGACUCAGACUUAGACGACUGUGCACUGAUGCGUGUCGACUAUGAUUUCAAGUGGUAUGACGUCCCUUGCAGGAAUAAAUACCUCAUCUAUUCCUACAUCUGUCAGUUUGCAACUAAUGGUUCCAAAAGCUCUGCUGGAAAAAACAACAAUGGAUGUACAGUUUUAUUGACAAUUUCUGCGAUGGCCAUGGUUAUUUUACAUUUACUAUGUCAAUUAAAAUCAAACACAAUGUCAUGGACUAUACCGAUAAUAAGCUUGGUAAAUUGUUAUCUAAAAAUGGCAUACUUAAAAAUGGAGGCAAUGAUGUUUAUAUGCGUUAUGGUUUGGUCAGUAAGUCCUAUUUACAGCGCACCUGCCGACGAAUGUCCCCACAAUCUAGGUAAAAGUGACUUGUAUACAUACGGAAAUUUCUGCCUGAAAGUGCAUUAUGGGAAUUAUGACUGGGUUGACGCCAGACAUCAAUGUCAAAAAGAGGGCGGUGACCUCAUUCAGAUCCGGGAUUCUGGGAUGCAGCAGUUCCUCCAGAGAGUUCUAUCAGGUCAAAGGUCAGAGGACACCGGGUUCUGGAUCGGGGCCAGCGACAGCGAAUCAGAGUCCCACUGGGAAUGGGUGGCGGGUGACCCAAAGAUGACCUACAGUCAUUGGAGUUCGGGUCAGGGACCGUCUUGGAAUGGAUUUUUAUUCUCCGAUGGAGGGCAUGAAGACUGCGCUUUAAUGAAAAUACACGAUGGAUUCCGAUGGCACGACUAUGAGUGCAGCCUUUUCUUGUACCACUACUCUUUCAUUUGUCAACAUGAUUCAGUACAUCUAUAUAACCUGUAUGAAACGACAACUGAAGAAACAGUAGGACCAGUCAUCGGUUAACAACAAGAGUAUGGAGUCGUGUCUGUUUUGUGAAAUUAAAUAAAGGACAUUGG
Molecule: messenger RNA, 1367 nt
Organism: Magallana angulata
Lineage: Eukaryota; Metazoa; Mollusca; Bivalvia; Ostreida; Ostreidae
Exons: 8
Coding region: 46-1314 (422 amino acids)
Source: RefSeq, a predicted model, not a curated record